CCUACCCUUCGAGCCGCUUCACGAGCUAUCGACUCUCGCCUCUAGAGUUAGAGAGCAUCGAGACAAUGUCGAUGCGUCGAUCUAUGAGAACAUCGAAACUAAACAUGGCUGCGUCCUUGUUGAGGUUAGGGCACGGAGGAAGACGGUUAAAACUCAUCAUUAAUGAAAAGAAUCAAAAAUUAAUUUCUUCCAGAGGAUUUGCAGCAUCACUACAGAGCCUUUUAAUACCGUCCAAUGAUACUGCUUGCUACGAAGCACAUAAUGUCAUUCAAAAUGCAUCCUUUCAUUCGUCAUGUGUCCGUGUCCGUUCAAAAUCGGAACUUGAAGCGAGGAAAGAAUUUCUCCUUGCUAGAUUGGAUAAGAAGAAACGAGAGAGAGUGGAAGUAUGGCGGAAUAUGUCAGUCAUAGAAUUGGCCACAAAACUAAACCUAAAACCAAAGCAACUUUUGACCAUUUUGCAUGAUCAUGUUCCUGAAGGUCACUUUUACAAGUCAAAAGCUGAUUUAAUUAAUAAUGCUGAGAUUCUGCAGGAUGUUGUAAAAUUUCUUGGCAAGGCACCUGUGCUAAUUGCCACCAAAGUUAAUGAAACAGAUGACAGAGAUAUUGAUGCACAUCCAAGGCCGCCACCCAAUCCUGAGGAUUUAGUCAAAAGAGCCCCUAUAGUGACAAUAAUGGGACAUGUGGAUCAUGGAAAAACUACCCUUCUAGAUUACCUUCGGAAGGCUAAUGUUGUUGCUAGUGAGUUUGGAGGAAUAACCCAACAUAUAGGCGCCUUCUCUGUGAAACUUGGUAACAAUGACAGUGUAACAUUCAUCGAUACUCCUGGACAUGCAGCAUUUUCUUCUAUGCGGUCAAGAGGAGCCAAUGUUACUGACAUUGUUGUUCUUGUUGUUGCUGCUGAUGAUGGAGUCAUGGAGCAAACUAUCGAGUCAAUCCGGAUGGCUCAUGAGGCUGGAGCUACAAUCAUUGUUGCAAUCAAUAAAAUUGACAAACCGGGUGCUAAUGUUAAACGAACUGAAGAAAUGCUUGCUCAGCAUCAAUUGUAUACUGAAAAUAUGGGCGGUGAAAUUCAGGCCAUUCCCAUAUCAGCUCUGAAUGGCACUAAUGUAGAAACUCUGGUUGAAGCUAUUCUGAUUCAAUCCGAAAUGAUGGACUUGAAAGGUGAUCCAAGUGGUUUAGCUGAAGGCGUCAUUGUAGAGUCAAGACAGGAUCUUCAUAAGGGGAAACUGGCCACUGCAAUUAUACAGCGAGGUACUUUGAGGAAAGGUGCCAUUCUCGUGGCAGGAGAUGCCCAUGCUAAAGUACGACUAAUGUUUGAUGAAGCAGGCCAACAGAUAACUCAAGCCACCCCCUCUACACCUGUAGAAAUGAUGGGCUGGAGAGAACUUCCCUCUGCUGGAGAAAUUUUAUUAGAGGUUGAAUCAGAGAAACGAGCUCAACAAGUUCUUUCUUAUAGGAAGGCAAAGGAGAUUAAAAGUAAAGGUCUUGCAGAUCAACAGGUGAUAAAAGAAAAAGCACAAGAACAGCAAAAGCUGCAUCAUGAGAAAAGAAGAAGAGCUUAUGAGCAGGGCUUAAGAUCUAUGCUUGACAAAAGAGAAAAAAUGUUUGUUGAGGACAACAGUCCAAAACUAAAAGUGAUCAUCAAAGGCGAUGUAGAUGGGUCAGUUGAAGCCAUACUUGAUGUUCUUGAUACGUACCACAACCCAGAUGUUCCUCUACAAGUAGUUCACUACGGUGUUGGAGAUACCACUCCAAACGAUCUAGAACUAGCCUCUUUAUUUAAGGCAACCAUAUAUUGCUUUAAUGUAAGAACUCCACCCAAAUUAAAAGAAGAAGCUAAAGCUAAGCGUGUUCCAGUCAAACAUAUGAAUGUCAUUUAUCACUUAAUUGAUGAUAUCAAGCAGGAAGUGGGAGGAAAGAUGCCAACAGUGGAGCAGGAAAUAAUUCUUGGAGAGGCAGAUGUCAUCCAGCAAUUCAAUAUCAAUGAAAAGCGAAAAAAAAUUGUAGUUGCUGGUCUUAGAGUUACAAAGGGUGAAAUAGUAAAAUCUGAGAAAGUGAAGCUAGUUAGGGAGCAGGAAGUACUUUAUGAAGGCAAGUGUAAUAUAGAAAUUUGUUUCAAGAGUAUUAUGUAUGCCAAUUUCGUUUUAAUGUUGACUUGCUUUUUUCCUCUCUUAGGUUCAAUUGCUUCACUGCGCCAUAUAAAGACUGAAGUCAAUUCCAUGAAGCAUGGGACUGAAUGCGGUCUCAUGUUAGGAGAUUCAAGUAUUCCUGUAAAACUAGGUGACACUAUAGUUUGCUUUAAACAUAAUUUAGUGCAGAAACCAGUUGAAUGGAACCCAGGCUUCUGACAAAGCUUGGGUUUUGAUUGCCGUCUACACAGUCAGCUUGGAAAUACGGAUUUGUUUCUGUCCGCUAUUUGGCAUGCAAGUUUGAUCGCUGAUUUUCUCCUUAAAAAUAGAAUAUUUAACAUCAUAGACUCAAGAAAUGUACCUUUCAUCUGACAUUUAUAAGAGAAAAAGAAAUAAAUGAAUUCUACAUUUUUUCUUA
This is a messenger RNA of Thrips palmi, 2547 nucleotides long. It is a transcript of the gene mIF2, whose product is annotated as translation initiation factor IF-2, mitochondrial. Lineage: Eukaryota; Metazoa; Arthropoda; Insecta; Thysanoptera; Thripidae. The record is from RefSeq and is a predicted model, not a curated record. Gene Ontology annotation, biological process: translational initiation. The transcript has 14 exons. Gene Ontology annotation, molecular function: GTPase activity; translation initiation factor activity; GTP binding. Bases 66 to 2348 code for a protein of 760 amino acids.